AUGACUGUGGCCGCAGCCGUGGCACUGUGGCAUCGUGCCCACCUUUACAAGGCGAUCGCCUGCGUCGUCCUCGCGCUCAUUGCCAUUCAGUAUUUACUCAGUGGCGUGAUCGAUCGCCGAUCUAUAGAGACGAUCUUCACCAUUAACGCAACCAGGUACGCGGAUCGUAGUUACAGGCAUCAUCCACGUGGGCUGAUCAUAUACGGACCGGUGACGGUGUCGAGCAUAUUCGGCAACAAUAAUGCCACCUCGGCGACCCUGUUCUGGAGCGGCAGAGAUAAUUCCAACUUCUCCAAACUGGAAGCUGACUUCUCCACUCGGAACACGUACAUCGUUGGAAGUUCCCAGGAAUCUUUGACCGCGAACUCGACAAACAGCACGGUGAUACCGCGAUGUCCCCUCAUUCCGCCGAAUCUCGUUGGCCCACUGGCUGUGAUCAAGUCGCCCCCGGAGUUGCCAGCGAUGGAGAAGACGUUCACCGAGGUGAAGCCAGGUGGCAAAGGUUGCCCGACGGAUUGCGUAGCCAGGCAUCGUGUAGCCAUCGUCAUCCCGUUUCGCGACCGGCCGAAACAUCUUCAAGCGUUGCUUUACAAUCUUCACCCGAUGUUGCUCCGCCAACAGAUCGACUAUCAAAUAUUCGUGGUGGAACAGAAAGGUAAGGGCCGUGCCUGUUAG
Heterotrigona itama is the source of this 675-nucleotide messenger RNA. The record is from the annotation of a GenBank genome assembly. NCBI's taxonomy places the organism in Eukaryota, Metazoa, Arthropoda, Insecta, Hymenoptera, Apidae.